Exophiala spinifera is the source of this 822-nucleotide messenger RNA. RefSeq lists its product as uncharacterized. The coding region runs from base 1 to 822 and encodes 273 amino acids. Lineage: Eukaryota; Fungi; Ascomycota; Eurotiomycetes; Chaetothyriales; Herpotrichiellaceae. The record is from RefSeq and is a predicted model, not a curated record. The transcript is spliced from 2 exons. Gene Ontology annotation, molecular function: carbon-sulfur lyase activity.
AUGCCAUUGCCUCUACCGGAGAUCUUGGACAGUGGCAAUCUCACAAGGUAUGACUCGUCGUCGACUUGUCAGAGGUGGUUCUGCAGGCAAUGCGGUGCUAGCACCAUCAAUAUCGACAAGGGAGACGGGGCCGACGAGUGGGAAGUCGCCACCGGCUUGCUGCACUUCGUUGACGGGAGAGGCUUGGAUGGCAGACUGAAGCGAGUACAACUUUGGGUGGACGACGUGAAAGGGGAUGGGGGAGCUGUGCCAUGGAUCAACCAAGGCCGACUGCUCGGACAUGGUGAUAUCGGAGGGCCAAAACCUGCCUGUAGGAUCUUUACCCAGUCAAGCCCUCGCUGCACAUUGCCACUGCCAAAUGUGGUGCUUUCGAUCUUAAGACCAGACGACGAGUCAUCGAAAUCAAACCACGGAAAAUUCGAAGCUGGCCUGGACGCUUGCACCUCAUGCAGGCUCGUCUCCGGCUUCGAAGUCACCAGUUGGCUCACCGUACCGAGACAUCUCAUCAAAAGCGGGAGUACUGGGCUGAACGACUUGCUUUCAAACACGUCCAAACUUCAUCACUACAAGACGUCUCCAGAUGUAGGUCGAUAUUUCUGUGCGAAAUGUGGUGCCACGGUCUUCUACUACAAGCAAGGUCUGGACACGAUCGACAUCGGAACAGGGCUUUUGGAACCACUAAACGAGAGAAUGGUGCGUGUUGAGAACUGGCUGGCGUGGCAGAAAUAUCCAACGGGCGUUGCAUACCAGGAAGACGCUGUUGACAAAGACUUUAUCGCCAAUCUCGCAGAAGGCAUGCACUCGAGAGACAGCCAGCAGUGA